Messenger RNA from Paramacrobiotus metropolitanus, 2414 nucleotides. RefSeq names its product signal recognition particle subunit SRP54-like. The transcript has 14 exons. Gene Ontology annotation, molecular function: endoplasmic reticulum signal sequence receptor activity; ATP hydrolysis activity; GTP binding. Gene Ontology annotation, biological process: SRP-dependent cotranslational protein targeting to membrane, translocation; SRP-dependent cotranslational protein targeting to membrane. Bases 678 to 2174 code for a protein of 498 amino acids. Gene Ontology annotation, cellular component: signal recognition particle, endoplasmic reticulum targeting; cytosol. The record is from RefSeq and is a predicted model, not a curated record. NCBI's taxonomy places the organism in Eukaryota, Metazoa, Tardigrada, Eutardigrada, Parachela, Macrobiotidae.
GGCAUGUAUUAAAAUUCAAAAAUAAAAGGCUUUUCAGUUUUCACACUUUUCAGUUUUCAUUUUUAGUGCCUCAUCUUCUUUCCAAAUGCCAGAAACAGCUCAUAGUUGUCACUGCCUGCAAUAAAUUUUUGUUUUUAUUAUCUCUGAGUUCGUUUUAGACGAUUACCGGAUUACGCUGAGUAUUGUUACGAAAACGGUUAAGGUUUGCCUAGUAUCCCGCGUUUGUACAGUAUCUCGUGUUUCGUUUUGUUCUGGAUCAUUGCAGUAUAUGACCGUGGUUUUGUGGACGUUUUUAUUUGUAAUUGUAACUCAUGAGCACGUUAAGAUUGCCAGGGUGCCGUUUUGUGACUGAAAGUUAGGAGAUUCGAGUGUGACACUCUGGUGCAGAUUAGCAGAAUCAAUAGUACCGAGUCCCGACUACGACAGCACAUUUGAAGGUGCUGGAAUUCGUCAUUGUGUUUUGCCCUGGGAGAGCGUGGUAUUUCCAAUUGCGAAGACAACUACUGUAUUUGUUCUUGGACCAUGAAAAACGGGAACGAAAUCUCCAUUGCCUUCUACGGAACAAGCUUGUGAUGAUUUACUGUCCUUAGUACAAAAUUUGGUCAGACUUCAGUGUUCACUGAUAUUAUUUUGCGGACACUGCAGUUCUUCGGUGGAUUUCCCUUUUCGUCUCAAAAAUGGUGUUAGCGGAUUUAGGCAGGAAGAUCACUGCAGCCAUCCGGUCCCUUAACAAUGCCACAGUCAUCAACGAAGAGGCAUUGGACUCGAUGCUUAAAGAAAUUUGCACUGCCCUUCUGGAGGCGGAUGUUAAUGUCAAAUUGGUUAAACAGCUCAGAGAAAGCGUCAGGAAUAGCAUAGACUUCGAGGAGAUGGCUGGCGGCCUCAAUAAGCGCCGAAUGAUUCAAACUGCGGUAUUUAAGGAGCUGAUGAAGUUGGUCGACCCUGGUACGAAACCUUGGGCGCCCGUUAAAGCGAAACCAAAUGUCGUCAUGUUUGUCGGUCUGCAAGGAAGCGGCAAAACCACAACAUGUACCAAGUUGGCAUACUACUACCAGAAAAAGGGAUGGAAAACUGCCCUUGUUUGCGCCGAUACAUUCCGAGCUGGAGCUUUUGAUCAGCUGAAGCAGAAUGCUACUAAAGCCAGGAUUCCGUUCUAUGGAGACUACACAGAAUCGGAUCCAACGAAAAUUGCUGCAGAAGGAGUUCAGAAGUUCAAGGACGAAAGCUUUGAGAUUAUCAUCGUUGAUACUAGCGGUCGCCACAAACAGGAAGAAUCGCUGUUUGAAGAGAUGCUGGAAGUCUCCAAUGCCAUUAAACCGGACAAUAUUGUAUUCGUGAUGGAUGCCUCAAUUGGUCAAGCUUGCGAAGCACAAGCUCGGGCUUUCAAGUCCAAAGUAAAUGUCGCAUCAGUUAUUAUCACAAAACUUGACGGCCAUGCGCGCGGUGGUGGAGCUUUAAGCGCAGUGGCUGCUACUCAGAGUCCGGUGAUAUUUAUCGGAACUGGUGAACACAUCGACGAAUUCGAGCCAUUCAAAGUGAAGUCUUUCGUUAGCAAAUUGUUAGGAAUGGGAGAUAUGGACUCUUUAAUUGAGAAAGUCAAUGAUUUGAAGCUGGAAGAUAAUGAAGAGUUGAUAGAGAAGCUCAAACACGGAGAAUUUACAAUUCGUGAUAUGUACGAGCAGUUCCAGAACAUCAUGAAAAUGGGCCCUUUUGGGCAGAUUAUGAACAUGAUUCCCGGUUUCCCUACGGAUUUUCUAACAAAAGGCGGAGAACAGGAAUCUAUGUCUCGAUUGAAAAAAAUGAUGACGAUGAUGGACAGCAUGUGUGACGAAGAACUGGACAGCAAAGAGGGAGCCAAAAUUUUCACCCGUCAGCCGACGCGGAUCGCUCGAGUAGCACGCGGAAGCGGUGUAUCCAAGCAAGAAGUGCAAGACCUUUUAACUCAGUACACCAAAUUCUCCGCUGUGGUUAAGAAGAUGGGUGGUAUGAAGGGACUGUUCAAAGGUGGUGAUAUAUCGAAAAACGUUAAUCCCAAGCAGAUGCAGACAUUGAAUCAACAAAUGGCCAAAAUGAUAGAUCCUCGCGUACUUCAGCAGAUGGGUGGCAUGGCAGGAUUGCAGAACAUGAUGAAACAGUUACAAGGGGCCAGUGGACAAAUGGGUGGGCAUCGAUAGCAUGAUCGAUCCAUCGCGGCUUGGGACUUAAUGGAUUCCAAAAGAAAACGUCGCUGAGGCAUGCAGUUUUUCAGAGCGCAUAUCGCACUCGUUCUUCGAAAAAUUUACAGUGGUUUUUUAACUGACUUACGUGGAUGUCUUGUCACCAGUUUAAAUGUAAAUUUGCGCUUUAUUUUCCAUAUCUUUGUUUUGACCCGGAAAACUGGAGACUGAAGUCAACAAUAAAAUUUAUUUACCUUA